Messenger RNA from Cephus cinctus (wheat stem sawfly), 900 nucleotides. RefSeq lists its product as uncharacterized. Gene Ontology annotation, molecular function: N-acetyltransferase activity. Bases 1 to 900 code for a protein of 299 amino acids. The record is from RefSeq and is a predicted model, not a curated record. The transcript is spliced from 4 exons. NCBI's taxonomy places the organism in Eukaryota, Metazoa, Arthropoda, Insecta, Hymenoptera, Cephidae.
AUGGAAAGAAGGGCCAGUGCAUUUUCAAAAGGUCGCAGAAGACAAUCAAUUUCUGAAUGUAUCACCGAGAUUUCUGUAAGUGACUUAUUAGACUUGGAAAAUUCCUCCAUCAAUAACGUCAAUCAUGUCAGUGAAAAUGCCCCUAUGGUUUGGGAGAGAAUGUCAAAUGGUUACAGAAUCGUGGAUCUGAAGGAGGAAAGGAUAAUCGAAGCAAUUAAACUAAUAAAAAACGAUUUUCUUAAAUCGGAACCAAUGUGCUGUGCAACACAUGUGAAAAAAGAUUUCGUAUCUGCAAAGUCAUAUCUUCAAUUGAUCUUGAGACACAUGCGUGACCUUGAAAGUCUCUGUGCUCUUAAGGAAGGGACUGGCGAUUUGGUGGGAGUCCUUAUUGGUUCAAAUGAUGAAACAGUUGACAAAUAUUACAACGAAAUUCAGCUCAACCAGGGACUGUUCCUUUCGAAAAUAAUUAACCUGAGGAAUUGUCUAUUUGCAAAAGCUGGGGUGACUGAGUUAUUCGGGACCGGUAAAUUCUAUCAGAUCAAUGUGCUUUGCGUGGAGAUGGAUCAUAGGAACAAAGGAAUUGGAACUGCAUUGGUUCGUUCCUGUAUUUCCAGAGUAAAUCAAUUGAGAAUUCCAGGUUGCGUCGCAGCAUUCAGCUCGGCUGCUGCUCAGACCAUAGGCGAGAGAUUGAAUUUUGAGAAAGUGACUGAAAUUUCAUAUAGAAAUUUUGUCACACCUCACAACAAUGCAAAACCAUUCAAUCACAUUCCCGCUGGCAAUUUUUCUAUAUCUUGUAUGAUACUUGUCACCAAUUCGCCGGAUGAGGAUAAAACGGCGCUAAAUUCAAAUAGGGAGAGUCAGUCGAAAUCAUCUGCUAAAGUAAAGAGAAAGAAAAAAUAG